Messenger RNA from Poecile atricapillus (Black-capped chickadee), 1095 nucleotides. It is a transcript of the gene NKAIN1, whose product is annotated as sodium/potassium transporting ATPase interacting 1. Gene Ontology annotation, biological process: regulation of sodium ion transport. The coding region runs from base 318 to 941 and encodes 207 amino acids. The transcript is spliced from 7 exons. The record is from RefSeq and is a predicted model, not a curated record. NCBI's taxonomy places the organism in Eukaryota, Metazoa, Chordata, Aves, Passeriformes, Paridae.
UAGCGGAGCGGGCGGCUCCGCGCCGGGCCGGGCCGGGGAUGGGCGGCCAGGGCUGCGCGGCCCCGCGGCCCCCGCGCCGCCCGAGCGGGCUGUAGCGGGGCGGGGGGCGGAGGGAGAAGGGGGGCGAUGCCCCGCGCCGAGCCCAGCCCGCCGCUGUGCUGAGCCGGCGGGGCUGGCCGGAGGCUGGAGAGCGGGACAUGGUGCUGGAGCCCCCCGUGACGCUCCCCGGGUGGGCAAGGGGCGGCUGGUGAGGAGCUGGAGAGCGGCGGCGGAGCGCGGCCACGGUGAGGGAGCCCCGAGGAUCCGGCUGGGGAGCCAUGGGGAGAUGCAACGGGCGAUGCACGCUGGUGGGAUUCUGCUGCCUGCAGCUGGUCGCGGCGCUGGAGAGGCAGAUCUUUGAUUUCCUGGGAUACCAGUGGGCCCCCAUCCUGGCCAACUUCCUGCACAUCAUGGCCGUGAUUUUGGGGAUUUUUGGGACGGUCCAGUACAGAUCCAGAUACCUCAUGAUGUACGCCGUGUGGUUGGUGCUGUGGGUCGGCUGGAACGCCUUCAUCAUCUGCUUCUACCUGGAGGUCGGGCGCUUGUCACAGGACCGAGACUUCAUCAUGACCUUCAACACGUCCCUGCACCGCUCGUGGUGGAUGGAGAACGGCCCUGGCUGCCUGGUGACCCCGGUGCUCAACUCGCAGCUGGCCCCCGAGGACCACCACGUUAUCACGGUCAGCGGCUGCCUGCUGGACUAUCAGUACAUCGAGGUGCUGAGCAGCGCCACGCAGAUCUUCCUGGCGCUCUUCGGCUUCGUCUACGCCUGCUACGUCAGCAAAGUGUUCCUGGAGGAGGAGGACAGCUUUGAUUUCAUCGGCGGCUUUGACUCCUACGGGUACCAGGCCCCACAGAAGACGUCGCACCUGCAGCUGCAGCCGCUCUACACCUCCGGAUAACCGGGAUCCAGCGGCGCCAGGACCCCCGGAGCCCCCGCGGGCGCUGCCACCACCCCCGGUGCGCGGGGCCAGCACGGCGAGCCCGGUCCCCUCCUGCCUCCUGCCCCCGGAACAUUCCAGAAACAGCGCCGGGAGCUGCUCCUCCAUCCCCCGG